UUGGACAUCCACAAGGAAGUUGUCACCCGCUCAAGCCCUCCACCGAAGGAAGACUCCGAGGCCACCCUACAACACGUUGCCGACAAGGCGGUAGCAGCUUCUGUCAUUGAAACAUUUCAACACAUAGUAGAAGCCGGCGUAGAUCUGGGCUUCAUCACAACCGGAGAUGGAAUGCUUUUUCUCAAGAUCGGCUGGGACCGUCAUCCAAUGACUUUGCUCUACCACCUCGCCGAGCCCAAGUCAGAGGCUGAAGUACACCCAACCAGUAUCCCUACUGUUCAGCUGUAA
Messenger RNA from Lasiosphaeria miniovina, 288 nucleotides. RefSeq lists its product as uncharacterized. The record is from RefSeq and is a predicted model, not a curated record. Lineage: Eukaryota; Fungi; Ascomycota; Sordariomycetes; Sordariales; Lasiosphaeriaceae. The annotation marks the transcript as partial. The transcript has a single exon.